Messenger RNA from Ipomoea triloba (trilobed morning glory), 1529 nucleotides. RefSeq names its product RNA polymerase II subunit 5-mediating protein homolog. The transcript has 10 exons. Gene Ontology annotation, molecular function: transcription corepressor activity; phosphatase inhibitor activity; chromatin binding. Bases 103 to 1245 code for a protein of 380 amino acids. NCBI's taxonomy places the organism in Eukaryota, Viridiplantae, Streptophyta, Magnoliopsida, Solanales, Convolvulaceae. Gene Ontology annotation, biological process: negative regulation of transcription by RNA polymerase II; negative regulation of phosphatase activity. The record is from RefSeq and is a predicted model, not a curated record.
GAGAGAAGUGGUGGCCGGUAAAAACCGCUCUGAACCCCUACUGAGGUUUAUUUGCGCCGGCGGCGACUGAACUGCUUUGCUAAUCCGAGACUACUGGAAGCCAUGGGAGAACCAGUGAAAGGGACGGUGACGCCACUCUCCUCACUUUUCCCCGUGGAUGAAGCUCAGAAAGCGUUGCAGCGCGUGCACGAGACGAUCGAUGAGCGGCAGAAACAGCUGGAUCAACUAAACGGCUUCGUCGCGGACAACAAAAACCUCAUCAAUCUUGUUCAGCGUCUUCCCGACAAACUCCACCACGACGUAAUGGUUCCAUUUGGUAAGGCGGCGUUUUUUCCUGGUCGAUUGAUUCAUACCAAUGAAUUUCUGGUUUUACUGGGGGAGGGUUAUUAUGCUGACAGAACAUCCAAACAAACUGCUGAGAUUUUGACAAGAAGGGGUAAGGCUUUGGAGUCCCAAGUUCAAUCUAUAAAGGCUGUCAUGCAGGACCUUAAAGCUGAAGCUUCAUUUUUUGAUGCCACGGCUGCUGAGUCAGCGGAGGGUCUUGUGGAGAUUAGGGAAGACUGUGUUGAGGAAACUUCUUACGGAGAGUCAGCUGCAUCAGGGGUCCCAGAUGUCACGUCUUGUAGUUCUAAAGCAGAAGAUGCUAAACAAGAAGUUGACGAUGAAGAAUAUGCUUGUAUUUUAUCCCGGAUGGAUGAACUUGAGAGAGAAGAAGAAGAAGAAGCUGAAAAAGCUGACGAAUCUAUUGAAGAUGAACCUGAUGAGACCAACUUAGAUAGAAGUAUUCACCAACAUGCCUUGGAUAAACAAAUUGCAAGUUUAGAGUUGCAUGAUUUGAGUAACCUGACAAAAGGAGCUAGAUCUUCAAUAACUAACUCAAAUGAAGGUGGAGUGACAGUGUCAAGAAAUCACUCGAAAGAUUUUUCUGAUCAGGUGCAAGUUGAGGCUUCAAAUGUGCGUGCUCUAUCUGAAGAUGAUUACUCACAAGGAGAAUGCUUGGCAUUCCGUCAGCCAAGUUCAACUGAUGUAACUCCAAGGCUUCCUGUAGUGAAGGACAAUAUCAAGGCUCCAGUUGUGUCGGAAAACAAGGCUGUAGUGAACACCACUGAACAAAGCUUUGAUGUUAGCAAGGCAUUUACUGGCUCUAUCGUUGAACAUUCACCUAACUUUGAUAUGCAACCAAGAGAGCAACCUGUUGGUCGUGCCUCAAAGCCAGUAUCUAGAUUCAAGAUGCAGAGGAAGUGAUUGUGGGGUUUGGACAUCCUUAAAAUAUAUGGAUAACCUCCGGCCAGGAGAAUGAACUUUUUUGAUUUGGGGUACUACAUUGUUAUUUAGUCGAGUUUUGGUAAGGCCCAUUUAGAGAAUGAACUUUAGACAACCAGUAGUGGAACUUUGAUGUCCAAAUUAGACAUAUUUUAGGUAUCAUAGACUGUGUUCUGUGUUGUACAAACAUUAGGCAAAAUUUUGGCAAUGUGUCAUUUGUGAAUCUUUAUUAUUUCCCAAAUUAUAAAAAUUAUUAUUAUUAUUCA